Colletotrichum truncatum is the source of this 360-nucleotide messenger RNA. The record is from RefSeq and is a predicted model, not a curated record. Lineage: Eukaryota; Fungi; Ascomycota; Sordariomycetes; Glomerellales; Glomerellaceae.
AUGCGCGCGGGGCAGCUGAUGCUGUCAUUAGGUUGGGCUGCUGAUUGCACCGCCACAGACCACAUACUUCUCAGUGGUGCGCACGGUUCAGGAACAGGUGCAGGUGCUGCAGCCAGCAGCGGAGCUUUGGAGAAGGAAUGGGGGGCCAGAGCAUUGCAGGUGGCCCUCUCCAGCAAGAGUGGGGCUAUACAAGCCUCAACAGGAAGCAACGUGACCAUCUGGCCUCGGCUCACUGCUGCCAGGUGCAUCUCGCUUGUGGUGCCGACCUUUCAGAGGGACAAGUUUUCAUGGCAGCUGCCGCAGCUCCCUCCACGAUCGGCAUUUGCCGCCGAUGUCAAGGGACAACAGCAUGCCAACUGA